Molecule: messenger RNA, 1413 nt
Organism: Astyanax mexicanus (Mexican tetra)
Lineage: Eukaryota; Metazoa; Chordata; Actinopteri; Characiformes; Acestrorhamphidae
Product: zinc finger protein 239-like
Exons: 2
Coding region: 147-833 (228 amino acids)
Biological process (GO): regulation of transcription by RNA polymerase II; central nervous system development
Cellular component (GO): nucleus
Molecular function (GO): DNA-binding transcription factor activity, RNA polymerase II-specific; RNA polymerase II cis-regulatory region sequence-specific DNA binding
Source: RefSeq, a predicted model, not a curated record
AUUCCAGGUUUUUUUCCUGAAAUUCAUCACCAACAACCAUGAUAUUUAACUAAGAACAAUGUUAAACUGCUGAAAGAGGUGAAGUACAAGCCGUCCAGAAAAAUCUCCAGAACACACAGAAAUUGUUUGAUACGUUUAACAGAUAGAUGGAGCCAAGACCCGGCAUGGAGAAACAUCAGCACUCUUUCAAGAGUUUUACUAAACAGACUGAUCUCAAAAAUCACCAGUGCAUUCACACAGGAGAGAAACCACAUCACUGCUCGGAGUGUGGGAAGAGUUUUACUAAACAGAGUGAUCUCAAAAAACACCAGCGCAUUCACACAGGAGAGAAACCGUAUCACUGCACAGACUGUGGGAAGAGUUUUAAUCAACAGGGUCAUCUCAAAAAACACCAGCGCAUUCACACUGGACAGAAACCGUAUCAAUGCUCAGACUGUGGAAAGAGUUUUAAUCAACAGAGUAAUCUCAAAAAACACCAGCGCAUUCACACAGGAGAGAAACCGUAUUACUGCUCAGACUGUGGAAAGAGUUUUAUUACACAGAGUGAUCUCAAAACACACCAGCGCAUUCACACUGGACAGAAACCGUAUCACUGCUCAGACUGUGGGAAGAGCUUUAAUCUACAGUGUACUCUCAAAAUACACCAGCGCAUUCACACAGGAGAGAAACCAUAUUACUGCUCAGACUGUGGGAAGAAUUUUACUCAACAGAGUAAUCUUCAAAAUCACCAGCGCAUUCACACAGGAGAGAGACCGUAUCACUGCUCAGACUGUGGGAAGAGUUUUAUUACACAGAGUCAUCUAAAAAAACACCAACGAAUUCACACAAGAUAGAAACCGCAUCACUGCUUAGACUGUGGGAAGGGUUUUAUGCAAGAGUCAUCUCACAUUGGGUACAUUUACAUGCAGUCUACACACUAAAAACUGCUGGGUUAUUUUAACUACUCAUCUGCUGGGUUAUGAAAUGUCUAACCCAUUAUGAGUUAUUUUUAUGGGAACUGGGUUAUUUUUGGGGGGAUUUGGGUUGUUUUUUGUGCAACUCAUGUGCUGGGUCAAAAUCUGGCAAAAUUCAUCAACCCAACAUGCAUCAGUUGACCCAGCAGCUGAGUUGUUUGUGCUUGGACCGUCAUCACGUUAACUCCUCCUCCACCAUUUCGCGCCCAGACAGGCUCCAAGCUCCUUCAGCAGCUCGCACAUGCUCGAGAGAGACUGAUCAUCUUUGAGAGGAGGGGAUUGAUGAGGAAAGUUUUCUUCUUUUAGAUGAGGCUACCAUCAACCAGUUGAUACCAAGAGCUGGACCUAGGCUGAAGUUCCUCCAAAAAUUUAGAAACUUUGUACGUAGUUGUUGGCAUUGUUAUUGUUAUUGUUGGCAUUCAGUUAUAAUAAAUUUCAAGGCAGUGCCUUGUAAAAAAUA